AAAACUCAGAACUGAAACAAGCGAUUCUCAACCCCCCACCCCCCCGGGUGCCCUUCUCAGUUCCCACGGCUCUCGCCCAUGCGCGCAAUUCCUCACCGUCUCAAGUGCUGAGGGUCGGACUUGCUCCAUUACUUUUGCUAACCUACCGAUUACGAUCGUUGAGGCUCAUCUCUACAGCAAUGGAUGACGAUGUUUCAAACUCACUCCGUCGCAUGUCGACUCGAGCUCGUAAAGUUGCUCCAAAAAUGGUAGCUGCACUUGCCAGCACUGAUAAUCGAACUCAGGCAAUUCUUGCUCGUCUUGAAGCGCUCGAGAAUGACAAUCCUGGAGCUGAAGUGGUAGAACCGAACGAUGAUGAUGAUGCCUCCCUUGAUGAAGAUGAUGAUCAGGUUUACCAUAAAAAGCAAUCCAAAGGUACCAAACGUAAAACUCGUCAAGCCAAAGCACUGGAGACCGCAAAGAAGGCCCCGAGAACGUUCCUUGAGCUCUUGCAUGAUGCAAACCUGGAAUCCUUGCCUCCUCAUGUGCCAUCCUAUCUAAGGGCAGCAGUUGGGCCUCCAAGCUCCACUUGCCGCCGCCAUUUUUGCACUGUUUGUGGUUUCUCAGCAAAAUAUACAUGCGUAAGAUGCGGAAUGCGUUUCUGUGCAGUCCGUUGUCAGAAUAUUCACAACGAUACACGCUGUCUGAAAUUUGUUGCUUAGAUCGGUGAAAAUGAAAUAAGGAAAUUCAAAAAGAAAACCACAGCAAAAACAUGGAAGAAAGAAAGAUGACUACUUAUUCAGAAUCUGCAGUUGACGACAUUGGAGAAAAGGAUUGAGAAGGUCCUCACGAAUGCAUCCAUUGGUCUCCAACCUUGUGGUAAGCCUUCUUCAUAAAUCUCUUCACAAGUUUUUGGCGCCCCAUUGAAGUUGUAUGUCUUAGUUAGACUAUGCAUGAUCUUAGUUGCUAUAUAUACUGUAAUGUGAAGAUAAAUUGUAGCUUUCCCAACACAGUCACUGGCUCUCAGUUACUGUUUCCAUCUGCCUUGGCCCAUUUUCUCUCUUUUCUCAUCUCCAUUUUUUCUGAAAUAUAUACAUUAUACGGCAAAUACUCACACACACUCAUCAUCUUUUGUGAGAUUUGAACCCUUGACCUCCAAGGAGGUUGCGAUCUUACUGGUAACUUGGAUAUGGCUGGGCUUGGUAAUAGCUCCAUUUUAUCAGUUGAGCAGAAGGUAAUUUUAUUAUCACAUUCUGCAAUAUAGACCCAACAAAAGGACCCAUGAACCAUCCAUGAUUGGAAUUUCCUUUAAUUUUCUUUUGCAAAAGAUCCAGGUGAAAGCAGCUGGAUCUAUGUUUUUUCUAGUUAGACGUGGAACGUUUUUUGGAGAACUGAUGUUCGCAUUAAUUGCAUUUCAUUACGCACUACUGUUGCAAUUCUAGUAUGCACUACUGUUGCAAUUCUAGUAUGCACUAACUGUACUCCAUCCUAGCCACUUACUUAUCUUUGGA
This is a messenger RNA of Cynara cardunculus var. scolymus (artichoke), 1490 nucleotides long. Its product is annotated as SWR1 complex subunit 6. The transcript has 6 exons. The record is from RefSeq and is a predicted model, not a curated record. NCBI's taxonomy places the organism in Eukaryota, Viridiplantae, Streptophyta, Magnoliopsida, Asterales, Asteraceae. Bases 180 to 701 code for a protein of 173 amino acids. Gene Ontology annotation, biological process: chromatin remodeling. Gene Ontology annotation, molecular function: nucleosome binding. Gene Ontology annotation, cellular component: Swr1 complex.